This is a messenger RNA of Dothidotthia symphoricarpi CBS 119687, 1903 nucleotides long. Its product is annotated as PLC-like phosphodiesterase. Lineage: Eukaryota; Fungi; Ascomycota; Dothideomycetes; Pleosporales; Dothidotthiaceae. The record is from RefSeq and is a predicted model, not a curated record. Gene Ontology annotation, biological process: lipid metabolic process; phosphatidylinositol-mediated signaling. Gene Ontology annotation, molecular function: phosphatidylinositol-4,5-bisphosphate phospholipase C activity. The transcript has a single exon. The coding region runs from base 30 to 1751 and encodes 573 amino acids.
CCCUAACGUUACACGCCAAAUCCCUAGCAAUGGCCGACCUCAUCUCAGGUAUUGCAAAACUCAAUCCGUUUUCCAGGAAGUCCGCAGUCGACGAUGACGAUAAGGGCGAAGCCAUCGAUGCAACGACCGUAGCAGGCGGCGGCCAUGCAUCCCGCCGGUCGCAUAUCACAAAAGACAAACUGCGCGUGAGCCAGACGUUGAAGACGUUCAUCGUGCAAGAAGGAAUUUUGGGAGAGCCAGAAGUGGGGUUGAAUAUGCAAGAGACAACGAUGGCACUCAGAGAGCUGCUAGACAAAAGCCAUAUCAAGGUUCCGCCCCAAUGUAUCGACAGACGCUAUCCACUACCUGAAUAUUUUAUCAGCUCAAGUCACAAUACGUACCUAAUGGCUCAUCAACUGUUCGGCGAGUCUCAUGCUUCGGCGUAUGAGAUAGCUCUGCAGACGGGAUCAAGAUGCGUUGAGAUUGAUGCCUGGGAUAAUGACGACAACAGAACUGAGCCCAAAGUCACGCAUGGAUUCACACUAGUAUCGAACAUACCCUUCCGUACAGUGUGUGAGACGAUUCGCGAUGUCGUCGACAGAGAGGCCGCUGAUGAGAGGAACGCCGCACCUAUCAUGAUAUCGCUGGAGAACCAUUGCGACGCACUCGGCCAAAAGUACCUUGCGCAGAUCAUGUGCGAAGUUUUUGGUUCCCGACUGCUCAGUAAAGCGAUGCGUGAAAAAGGCGCUCGAGAGCAGGAGGGUACUGGUGAGCACGUCACUCUCGCGGAGCUAGGCAACAAGAUUGUUGUGAUCGUGGAGUAUCAUCUCCCCGACGAAGAAGAGAGCAGCGACAGUGACUCGAGCUCAGAAGAUGAGGCUGAACGACAAGCGCACCAGCAAUAUAAUGAGAAGAGAAAAGCGACAAAUGCCGGUUUGAUCAUUCCAGAGCUGGCGGAACUCGGAGUGUAUGCGCAGUCCGUCAAACCAGUGAAUAAUUCAUGGUUUGAAGCCGAUCUGGAUAAUGCGCCGCACCACCAACUGAUCAACGUCUCGGAGUCGGGACUGAAGAAACAUCUGCCCAUCAACAGUGCAAAGGUUGCACGCCACAAUUCGCAUCAUCUCAUGAGAGUCUAUCCAAAAGGGACUCGUAUCUCGUCGAGAAACCUUGCUCCAGUCCCAUUCUGGGGUAUUGGGGCUCAAAUUUGCGCGCUGAACUGGCAGACUUUUGGUGCCAGCUCCCAAAUCAAUGAAGCACUCUUUGCUGGCUCAGGCGGCUACGUACUCAAGCCUGCCGCACUCCGUGCUGGGGGAGAUGGCAAUCUUAAUACUGGCAAACGAAGGAGACUCAGGCUACAUGCCGCAGGCGCUACAGACAUACCAAUACCUACUAACCGCGAACACGACGAUAUCAAACCAUAUCUCACAUGUACGCUUGUGCAUCCCAACGAUAUGAACAAUAUACCACCCAAACGCAAAACCACGGUUUACAAAUCUCGUAAGCUUACCAGUUUCACACGUAAGGAAACUUCGCCUGCCAAUGAUCCUAUCUGGAAUGAAGUUCUGGAAUGGGAGUACGAGGACAACGAGCUCGUAUUUCUCCGGCUACUCGUCAAGAGCGACGAUAGCUAUUCCCGAAAUCCUGUAUUCGCAGUAGCAGCGGUAAGAUUGAUGUACGCAAUUCCCGGAUGGAGCUUUAUACGUAUGCUCGAUCUAGGAGGUCAUGAGACUACGUGUACGCUGCUCGUCAGAUUCGAGUUCCAAGACGCCUAGGUGUGUCCACCCUAGGACUGAGUUCGUCACUGAUCGGAGCAUGGCCAUGUGUUAUCCAUGGAGAUUAACAAGGCUUCAUGAACUGCAAGGGAUACCACAACGGCCUGUGUCGAAAUGUUGUUCAGGGUUUGUGUGUUGGAAUCGAAAGCUGC